AUGCUUAAGGCCAAACACCUGUCAUCUACUGGUCGCGAUGAUAUUACCUCGAUUCUGCCGAUUACCGAAACGUCCAAAAUCUUGGCCUCCAACCGAGAUGGGCAUGUGCUAGUGUACUCUUACGAAGGCCACUCGUUGCGUCUUACGCAAACGUACAACCAUCUAAUGAAAAACAACGGAUUAGAUACCACGAUCUUCAACCUACUGUACUCCAAUCAAUUGAGUACAGUGUUCGCGGUAUGCGCAAAAAGCAUUGUGCUGUUGAACAGCACGAAUUUGAACCAAUUCGAUAGAAUUGUGGAAAAAAGGGGAAUCAAACAAGCAUGGGUGUUUGAACAACCUUCUGCUAAACAUGAAACUACUACUGCACUGCUCUUGCAACCCCACAAGACUGGAACGUUGAAGAUUUUUCUUUGGAAUGACCGCACCUUCAAGAACGUUUCUGAAAUAAGUCUUGGCCACAAGGGCGAACAAAUAGUUUCAAUGGAAAUGGACCGCAACGGGUUUGUGCUGGCAACUAACAUGGGUUACUAUUACUGGAGAAUAAAAGAUCUUUCUUUACAAAAACUCACGAAAACUGUCGCCCCAACCUGGCCCAAGGGCAUUCAUGAAGCGCUGGAAGAACUGGAAAAAAUCGCAGUCUCCGAUAAAAAUGGGUACCACCACGAUAUGGCUUCCGUAUCAAGCAGGUCACUCGUUUCACGGAAAAUAAGUAUGGGCAAUUUUUUUCAGCGCAAAGAUGUUCGUAGCGGGUUAGACAAGGCACAGUUCAUUUUCCAUUCAUCGUCCCAUCCGCGAAUGACUAUACUCGAUGGUGCAUCCCGAAAGAGGCUAGAAGUCACAGCGAGCUCAUCACACGAGCCUUAUUUGGCGGCAACAUCUGAGUGGGGCCAUUUUAUCGAAGCCAAUAGACAGUUUGAUGAUAUCCAAUACUUUUCGUCAAACUUCCUAAUACUAAGUAACAGGGAGACAAUACGAAUAGUCGAUUCCCAUUAUGGCUUCAGCUUUUUAGAGAUCAACGUCAGGGAAGGUAUCAGGAAGGUCUUCACCACACAGGAUUCAAUUCUUCUGGUGUGGACGGAAACCGACAAUCUAACACUGUACGAGCUGACGGUAAGUGAUGAGCCCACGAGCGUUUCUGAUAGCGAGGAUGAUUUCAUUGCGGUGGAGGAAGGCGGCUCACGACGGAUGCUCAAGGCAAUUACAUUUUACCAGGCUCUGCUCGAUCACAAAGGCCCAUUUUCGCUGUGUGACAGCUCCAAGUGCGACGACGUCGAAGAGACUCUUGACUUUUACGCUUUAAAACUGCGAGAUUUAGUUGUCUUGUGGAGCUUUUCGAGCUUUGACAGGUGCCAGAGGUUGCUCGAAAGGCCUCACCAUGCAGCAAAAGUUCAAGCAAGGCUGCUAGGCUUGCAAGAGCUGAUUAUCAAAGGGAUAUUCGAUAAUCUCAUAAAAUUCUUGGCGCCGCCGGAACUAGUAAUCGGCCACUGUUUUUCAGGGUCGAUGGCGAGAUUAUUAAAUCAAGAAAUCACAGAAGAGUUGAUCCAUCACAAAGGCAUUCACGCGAGUAACUUUCCCGCUCAUAUCAUGAAUAAAUGGUGUCUACCUUACCUUACAGACAUUAGACGAAACCUUCACAAUCUCGCUAAAAAUGGCACGAUUAUAUGGGAAUAUGAGAAGAGAUCAAUUAAAGUGGACAUCCAGUUUUUCUUGCUAGAUCAUCAUAGAGAGCGAAGCAUUGAUGCUCUCCUAAAACUGGUUGACACCUCAAUUUUCAAAAUAUACCUCGACUUCAACCCUGCCAUGUUGGGGCCCUUCACAAGGGUGCCAAAUUCCUGUGAUUUUGAGACAGUGGUGGAAGAACUAUCCAAGACUAUGAGAGUUCAGGAGCUGGUAGAUUUCUAUUUUAUGCGAGGCAAACACGACCUAGCUUUGAAGCUCUUGACCGAGCUAGAGAAUGAUCUAAGACUGGCGCACCCUGAAACAAUCGCAGCGGACAUCAAAAUGCUAGUCGUCGAUUACCUCAAGAAACUGCCCCAAUCUGCGUUAUCGACUAUUUUCGAAUACACCAAUUGGCUGAUCAAAAAGUUUCCACAGGAUUCUGGGAUAAUCAUUACAAGCAUUUUCAUGAACUUUAGCCCGAAUUGUGCCACUUUGAACACUUCCAGAGUCUAUGAGUAUAUUGAUAACAUCGAUACUGAGUUGUCUCUCAAGUAUUUAGAGUUCAUCGUUGACGCUUUCGAUUCUUCAGAAAAAACCGUCUACAUGAAACUAAUUGAGAGGUACAUGCAAAAAUCUCACGAGCCAAAAGUUGCUCGUAAAUUGGAGGCCAUCUUGAGAUCUGAGGAUUCGUACGAGCCCCGCGGUGUUAUACGGAUACUUGAUAAUGCUCUUACUGAAAGCUCCCGAUCAAACGAGUCUAUCACUUUGAUUAAAAGACUAAAAACAUACCCUUUAAAAAGGCUAGGUGAACAUCAUGAGGCUCUCCACAUUAUCUUUGAAGAGUUAUCUAGCUACACACUCAGCGCUGCCUACUGUUCUGAUGUUUAUCAUCAAGAUUCUCGCGCAGGCGUGAAGGUGUUCAGUACUUUUUUCGACAUGGUUGUCAAAAAGAGCAAGAAGGACGAUGCGGGAUCUCGCACGAUUCUCCGAUUUCUCGAAGAGUUUGGGUUCAGACUUGAUAGUGCAGAAACAUUAGCAAAAACGCCCGCUGACAUAUCUCUAAAGGAUGUUCAGCAAGUUCUUGCUAAGGAAAUCGAAACUUCGUCAUUGAGGAAAAAUAGGGUGAGGAUGGAAAAGAACCUUUUACAAGUGGAGCUUGUAGACAAGACUUACGAGCUCAACAAAGAGCUUUCCAAAUACUGUAUCAUUAACGAAGAUCAAAAGUGCUACGUCUGUCACAAACGCCUGAAAAGCAGCCGUGAAACAAUGAUUAUGUGGUUUCCUAAUGCUACAGACCGAGUCCUCACCCACUAUAACUGCCGGAAAGUUGUAGAAAGUAGCUGA
This is a messenger RNA of Lachancea sp. 'fantastica', 3006 nucleotides long. NCBI's taxonomy places the organism in Eukaryota, Fungi, Ascomycota, Saccharomycetes, Saccharomycetales, Saccharomycetaceae. The record is from the annotation of a GenBank genome assembly.